UCCGUGCAGCACACACACACGGGAGCGUAGCACUAGCGUUGGUCUGUUUGUUUGCUAAACACUGGUGUCUGGAGGGAGGAGGUGCAGGUGGAGGUGGAGGUGGAGGUGGAGAGAAAGGCUGGUCAAUUUGGAGCCCGUGAUGCCUGCGAGGAACAGGUACAAUCUGGUGGACGACGUGAAGGACUCGAGGUUGCCGCUGCACAAUGACGAGGCGUACCACCAUGGGAUCUCCUUCCAAGCCAAGUACGUGGGGAGUCUCGACGUGGCCAGGCCCAACAGUCGGAUGGAGAUCGUUGCAGCCAUGAGGAGAAUCAGGUAUGAAUUCAAGGCCAAGAACAUCAAGAAGAAGAAAGUCAGCAUCGUGGUGUCUGUGGACGGAGUGAAGGUGUUACUGAGGAAGAAACAGAAGAGGAAAGAAUGGGCGUGGGAUGAGAGCAAGAUGCUGAUUAUGCAUGAUCCCAUAUACAGGAUCUUCUACGUGUCUCAUGACUCCCAGGACUUAAAGAUCUUCAGCUAUAUUGCGAGAGAUGGCUCCAACAAUUCCUUCAGAUGUAACGUCUUCAAGUCAAAGAAGACGUCGCAGGCCAUGCGUAUUGUGCGCACAGUAGGUCAGGCCUUUGAUGUGUGCCACAAGCUCAGUCUGCAGCAUGCUGAGCAGGACGCAGACGGACAGGCAGACGGAGAGAGUGACAAGUCCACAGAGGAGUCCAGCAGUCAUGGUCGUAAGCUGACGGGGGCAGAGCAAGGGGAGGAAGAGGAAGACAGCAAACCUGAAAAAGAUCCUUCAGCUGGCCCCUCCCUUUGUGAAAAGGCAUUCAGUGAAAUUCUGCAGAGUCUGGCUGAACUGAACGUGGUCAAACCUGGACAGACCAUCAUAGACUUUGAUCGAAGGUCCCUCUUCACCGUGACUUCACAAGGCGUUACUCCCAGCAGCCCUCGCUCUCGCUCUCUCACUCCGCUGGCGUCGCAGCACUACCUGCAGCUUCUUCAGCAGCAGCUCCAGCAGCAACAGCAGCACACGCAGGUGGCCGUCGCACAGGUGCAGCUGUUGAAGGAUCAGAUGGCAGCAGAGACCGCCGCCCGCAUGGAGGCUCAGGCCCGCGUCCACCAGCUGCUGCUGCAGAACAGGGACUUGCUGCAGCACCUGGCCCUCCUCGUGCAGCAGCUAAAAGAGCUGGAGACCCGCUCCCAGAAAACACAACCGGGGCAGCCACAACAGGAGCCUCAAGCUAAUGGACACAGUGGUCAACAGUCACCGUGCAGCUCCGUCUCCGCAGCAUCAAAAGCUCUGUCUCUGAAUCUGAAGAAUCACUACAGCCAGACCCUGGACCAGCUCAUAACCUCCACACCUGCAUGGCCGCUCCAAACCUCACUCCUCUCCCUCACGGACGUGGACUGCGCCGAGUCGUACCUGAACCUGCUCAACCUGGAGAACGGCACCGAACCAGCUGCACCUGUCAACGGGGAUCUGGACCCCUUCAUCAUGGCCAACGGGUCAGCUGACACCAAGGGGAGCUUGUGCAACGAGAUCGUCCCGUUCACGUUGAGGAACUCUGCCAACAUGGAUGAAAAGUUUAUGAUCCCUAAACUUGACCCGCCACCCUCCAUGAACCGCAAGCGGGCCAGCAGGACCUUGUCUCCGGGUUCAGAAGUCACAGCUGUUCCCAAGCCCGAAGACGUCACCGCUAACGUCGGGGCCCCCAGCAGCAGCAGCAGCCUCUCCUUCCCGGACAACACCCCGAGCUCCAUGUCGUCCGCCGACUUCCACUCCCUCUGCAACGGCGAGACCAGUUCCAGUUCGGCCAGCGAGGAUUCGGGCGUGCGCUCCGAGACCAAGUCCCUGAUGUCGCCGCUGCGCGAUGACGACGACCUGUUCGGAGACCGCGGGACGUUUCUGACGGCCUCCAGCGGCUGUGACAGUCCCCCGGAGGAGAGAGACAAGGCUGUUCUCUCCUCGUCUGAGUCGUACCCCGCUGAGCCCCCCGCCCUGGACGCCUAUGAGCAGCCGCUGCCCUUCUCCGCUCCUAUGAAUGAUACCUGCCUUCAUAUCAGUUUCUCUGAGGAUGAGCUGCUGGAGAGCAACCAGGAAGACCCUAAUGUCCCCCAGCGGAGUUAGGAGGAUGAGCUGAUGGGGGGCCCCCUGGAGACCCUUUCACUCUGUCCCUUCUAUCAGCUUUUAAUGCAAUACUUACCGUCUGACCCUCCUGUGUUUGCACUGGGCUCCAUUUCAGGACCUUUAAUUAUUCUGUCCACUUGUCACACAGUACAGACAUAGCAUAUACCUGUAACUGGAAAAUUAUCUAUUGUAUAAAUGACCAGCCAAUAGACAGAUUUAGUAUUUUUGUAAUGAAAUUAAUGAUCUAAUUUACUUUUUAGUGACUAGAAUGUUAAGCAGAAUACAUGUAGCAAUUCUUGCACUGUUAUGGUCACGCAUUUAGUUACCGUAGAAUUCAGAAAGAAAAAUUAGGGAACACAUUUUAUUUUUGCUAGUAGUCAACCUUAAAACAUUAUUUUGUAUGACGCUUCGCUGUGGUGCAAACUAUUGGAGAAAAAACUAUAAUGUUCUGCAGAUUUCACAGAGUAAUCGUGAUGCACAUGUUGGUGAUGUUGGGAAGAGCCUCGUUUUCUGUAAAGCACCUGACCGGAUGAUGGGAGGAAAAGAACAAGAAAGUCAGAAAAAGAAAAAAAAGGGGGGGGAUAGAAGUGAGCAGAUGUAGUUGUGUUUUGGUUUAUGCACAUCCAUUUGUGGCUGUGUGGUAUGUUUCUAAUAUUUUUUACUUUCAGAGUUGAGUGGGUUUUAGAAUGUUUUGUGCUCCCUGUAUUUGGGGUUUUCCAGACUUGCCGGCUUUGAAGCAGGACUGGAAGGAUUAGUGGAAUAUCCGUCUGGAUUUUGCACGCUGUAUUGCACUGAUUCAGUAUGUAGCAUGGUUGUUUAUUUCAAAAAUACACAGAAUGUGAGAUAUUUUAGUGCACGAAGAAAGCAAACCCUCAAAAAUCUAAGCCAACAGCCUUGAUAGCUUUGGAUUGAAACUGUCUGAGUAGGUAGUGUGUUAUUAAAUGAACCCUCAGACUCAAUGGGAAGAUAACAGAGGAAUUAUAGAGGCCCUUCAGAAAGACAGAUUGGCAGACGGAUUUUCUGUUCUGCUUCUUAUUUUGAAAAAUCCUGAAUUAAUAGCAAAUCUGUGGCAUUUGGAGCUAUCAGGAGAAAUUAAGCUCCUCAUUUAAAUUCCAUAUGUAUAUGUGUGUAUAUAUAUGUGUAUAUAUAUAU
This is a messenger RNA of Anoplopoma fimbria (sablefish), 3268 nucleotides long. RefSeq names its product carboxyl-terminal PDZ ligand of neuronal nitric oxide synthase protein. The coding region runs from base 140 to 2116 and encodes 658 amino acids. Gene Ontology annotation, molecular function: nitric-oxide synthase binding. Lineage: Eukaryota; Metazoa; Chordata; Actinopteri; Perciformes; Anoplopomatidae. The transcript is spliced from 11 exons. The record is from RefSeq and is a predicted model, not a curated record.